CAAGCUUUUCUUUUUGACGUUCCCAUUUGCUUCCCCAUCGGGCACCAUGGCAGGAACCAGUAGUGACCAGUUGCACAGAUCCACCUUAUCUGUCUAUUCUAACCUGAUGGAGCACUUCAACCCCGGCCUCCAAAAGCUUGUUGCUCUGGGAAACGGCUACGUCAAAGCUUUCCAAGCAUUAGCGGGAUGCAGUGAGGCCUACUUCAGUGCUGUAGCCAAGAUGGGUGACCAGGCGCUUCAUACACUAUCAUCUCGCUCUCUUGGGGAAGUUCUCAUCCAGAUAUCUGAGACGCAAAGGAGACUCACUGCUGAGAUGGAGGGAGUGUUUCGAUGGUUCCAGGUGGAGGUGUUACAAGCCAUGGAGAAGAACGUCAAGUUGGAUGAGGAGUAUAUCGAUGGAAGCCGGCGAGUGUACGAACUGGAGGUGAGGAACCAAGCGGAGGCUUUGGAGAAACAGCUAAGACGAGGAGCCUACAGGGACUCCCUGGAGAGCAGUGACUACAUGCAGUACUUGAGGCAGAGCCAGCAGGAGAUCCUGAAGGAGGAGGAAAGGAGGUAUCGUUUCCUGGCAGAGAAACACUGUGGUCUCACUCAGUCGUUGCUCUUCUUGGUUAACAAGACAGUCAUGUCACUUCAGCAAAAAGCAGACGGAUGGAAGGAGAAAGUCAAUGAGACCAGAGGGUCUGGAUCGCGAACCCCUACUAAUUUGGACCAAGAGGCACAGCUGCGAGGCUCUGUGAGCUCCCUACUACAGACGGUAGCCAGAGAUGAUGACAUGUCCUGGGCCAGGCGGGAGCAACAGGCACUGGGGAAAGUUCCCUCGAGAGCUCCAUCGCCCCUCCCCAGCCGCUCUCGCUCGGGGUCUGUGGGAGAGUCUCUGGGUCUGGGCGGCGGCAGACCCAUGAGGGCCUUGGUGUCUCAUCCCUCCUCAUCUAACCCAAAGUUGCUGCCUUUCAACAAGGGGGAGAUGAUCACUGUGCUGAUACAGGAGCCGCGCAACGGUUGGCUGUACGGCCGCACCGACAGCAGCCUGCGGCAGGGCUGGUUCCCUGCUGCUUACGUGGGCUCCAUUGAUGAUUUAAACACAAGCAGUGGCACUUCUCUGAGAAGUAGCAGCAUGAACAACUUGCUGGACCCUGGGGACACACACAGCGACCAAUCAGAGAGCAGGAGCUACGGUGAUGUUGCACCACCGGCCACACCUAACCGCAGAGCUUCUGUGGAUAUCCGGUCAGUCUCUCCCAUCCCAGAGAAGAAGGCCGAACCUGCGACGACAGAGGUGAAAACUUCGACGACGGAGGCAAAAUCUCCUCCUCCACCGCCUCCUCCUCCGCCACCUCCUCCUCCGAAAAGUCUCAGUCUCCAAAGGGGGUCCGCUGAUCUGCGACCGCUUUCUUCCACCCCUGAGAGGAAGAGUGAGGGUGACGUACAGGGUUUAUCACCCAAUGGCCCACCCGAGAAUCCUCUUUUUCCAAGAGGCACAAACCCGUUCGCCACUGUGAAGCUCCGCCCUACAAAGACCAAUGACAGGUCGGCCCCUCGGAUCCACUGAAGCACAAUGCUGGAUCCCAGGGUUUGUAAGUGAGGCAACAUUAUCAGGGGGAAAAAAAAAAACUGUGAAC
Molecule: messenger RNA, 1622 nt
Organism: Doryrhamphus excisus (bluestripe pipefish)
Lineage: Eukaryota; Metazoa; Chordata; Actinopteri; Syngnathiformes; Syngnathidae
Gene: baiap2l2b
Product: BAR/IMD domain containing adaptor protein 2 like 2b
Biological process (GO): actin filament bundle assembly; positive regulation of actin filament polymerization; plasma membrane organization
Cellular component (GO): nucleoplasm; cytosol
Molecular function (GO): protein binding
Source: RefSeq, a predicted model, not a curated record